This is a messenger RNA of Olea europaea var. sylvestris, 4042 nucleotides long. RefSeq lists its product as uncharacterized. Gene Ontology annotation, molecular function: RNA binding. The record is from RefSeq and is a predicted model, not a curated record. Gene Ontology annotation, cellular component: RNA N6-methyladenosine methyltransferase complex. The transcript has 21 exons. The coding region runs from base 206 to 4027 and encodes 1273 amino acids. Lineage: Eukaryota; Viridiplantae; Streptophyta; Magnoliopsida; Lamiales; Oleaceae.
CUCGAUGUAUCAAUAUUUUGUGUUCUGAAAAUCAAGGACAUAAUAAAGGGCAUUUUCGUCAUUAAUCACCGCAAUCGACCAAAUUCUGCCUGGGUUUUCCUUCCAAGUGAACCAUCUUUCUCUCUUCUAUGCUCCCUGAGAAACCAACUGAAACCCUAGAAAUUUACAGUGAUUCAAUUCGAUUAAGUUCGGCUCACACCACGAAAUGGGUCGACCCGAACCCUGCGUGCUCUUUGCUCAGACAUUUGUUCACCCGAACCUCAUGGAAUACGUCGACGAGGUGUUAUUUACAGAGCCUGUAGUCAUCACUGCUUGUGAGUUUCUCGAGCAAAAUGCUUCGUCAGCUUGUUCUGCAGUGAAACUUAUGGGGGCCACUUCACCUCCCUCAUUUGCAUUGGAGGUUUUUGUUCACUGUGAAGGGGAAGCAAGGUUUAGGCGGUUAUGUCAGCCCUGUCUGUAUUCUCAUUCAUCAUCAAAUGUACUUGAAUUAGAGUCUGUGGUGACAAACCAUCUGGUCAUAAGGGGCAGCUAUCGCAGCUUAAGUAUGGUCAUAUACGGGAACACAGCUGAAGAUUUGGGCCAAUUCAACAUAGAAGUUGACCUGGAUGGCACAUUGACAGAUAAUGUCAGUGCUAUUGAGGGAAAACUUGAGGACCUUCCUCCUGCAUUUCGUCCCAUGAAACCAACAAUUGAGGAACUUGUAUUUCCCCUGAAAAUAUUGUCCCAAUCAGUCAUUGCGUUGGAUAUACCUCUUGAAAUAAAGAAAUUUUUAUAUCUAGCUUUUCAGACUUUGGAGUCUCCUGACCUUGGGGCGGUUGCUGAUAAAGUUCUUAGUUCCAUGUUAUCUGUGGCCUCGAUUUAUGCAACUCCUUACCUGUCUCAUGAGACCAUUAAUCAGAAGAAAUUUGGUAUAGAUAUACUGAAAAGUAACGGCGAGGCUCAUCAAGUUCUUACUGAAGCUCGGAAGGAACUUUCCGACAUUUUUAAAGGCCUUCGAGAUCAAUCUGAAGGUUCAGAUAGCUUAUGUUUUGAAUACGAGGUUCCCACUUCCAAAGAGUUGGUGGACACUUUAUACAAGCACUUUGAUUUUUGUGGCAACUAUGGAAAUUUUGGAUAUCCCCAACUUUCACGGAAUAAGAACACCAUAAUGUUGUUGAGUAUGGCUCUUUUGCUGUGCUCUGCUAAGGAGAGCUGCUUUCACUUUGUUAAUUUUGGUGGUAUGAAGCAGCUUGGAUAUGCUUUCACCCAGAUGACUCGGAAUUCUACUACUAUUACAAUCUUGUUGCUUGGAGUUAUUGAGCAGGCUACUCGGCAUUCAAUUGGCUGUGAAGGGUUCCUAGGAUGGUGGCCUCGUGCAGAUGAAAGCAUCCCUUCUGGUAUUAGUGAUGGUUAUAAUCAGUUGUUGAGGUUGUUGUUGCAGAAUCAGAAGCAUGAUAUUGCUUCACUUGCAACUUAUAUACUUCAUCGUUUGCGUUUUUAUGAAGUUGCUUGCAGAUAUGAGCAUGCAAUAGUAUCAGUUCUGGGGAUUAAUUCUUCAGUUGCUCAUGCUACAAAUUUCACUUUGAACAUGCUUGCCAGUGCUAAAGCUCAACUUAAAAAGCUCUUGAAAUUGAUAAAUUUGUGUGGCCCAAUUGAAGACCCUUCUCCAAUGGCUGCUGCAAGCAGAUUAUAUAUCUUUGAUGAUGCUGGACUAUUGUCAUAUAGCUCAACAAGUGGCUUGAUUAAACUCUCAAAUUGUUGCUUUUCAAAUUGGGACAUUGACCCACAUUUGCUUUCCCUUCUCAAGGAGAGAGGCUUCCUUCCUUUGUCAGCUGCUUUGCUGUCAUCUUCUAUCUUGAGAUCUGAAACAGGGCAUGCUUUGGACUUAUUAUUAGAUAUUGUGUCACUUAUCGAAGCUAUAAUACUCUCACUCUUCUUUUGUCGCUCAGGAUUAACUUUUCUUCUACAUGACCCUGAAGUCUCCAGCUUGAUCAUUCAUGCCUUGCGAGGUGUGGAUGAUAUUAGGAAGGAAGACUCUAUUUCUCUUCGGUAUGCCUCUGUCCUGAUAUCGAAGAAUUUUGUUUGUCACCCGCAGGAAGUUAGCAUGAUCAUCGAGAUGCAUGUUAGGGCGAUAAAUGCUGUAGAUAAUUUACUUACAUUGGCUCCAGCUACUGAAGAAUAUCUAUGGGUACUGUGGGAUCUUUGUCGCCUUUCACGCUCCGAGUGUGGACGCCAGUCUCUGUUGGCUUUGGUGAAUUUUCCAGAGGCUCUUUCAGUUUUGAUGGAUGCAUUGCAUUUUGGAAGGGAACUGGAUCCAAUUGCAGGAGUAUCACCAUUAAGCCUGGCAAUCUUUCAUGCAGCAGCGGAGAUUCUUGAAGUUAUUAUUACUGAUUCAACUGCAUCUUCUCUAGCAUAUUGGAUAGAUCAUGCUAAGGAACUUCACAGGGUAUUACAUUCCUCCUCACCAGGCUCCAACAAGAAAGAUGCGCCUGCACGGCUUCUUGAGUGGAUAGAUGCCGGGGUAGUUUACCAGAGAAAUGGGGCCAUUGGUCUCUUACGUUAUGCUGCUGUGUUGGCUUCUGGAGGGGAUGCUCACAUGGCCGCAAAUAGUGUUCUAGCAUCUGAUGUGAUGGAUGUUGAUAACGUAGUUGGAGAUUCUUCCAGCAAUUCUGAUGGUCACAUUAUUGAUAAUUUACUUGGAAAACGUAUUACGGAGAAGGAUUUUGCUGGUGUCAUUCUUCGUGAUUCCUCUGUUGCUCAAUUGACUACGACAUUUCGAAUUUUAGCAUUUAUUUCAGAUAAUUCGGAUGUUGCUGCUGCUCUCUAUGAUGAAGGAGCUGUCAUGGUUAUCCAUGCUGUAAUGAUGAACUGUAAACUCAUGCUUGAAAGGACAUCCAACAUUUACGAUUAUUUAGUUGAUGAGGGUACAGAGGACAAUACAACUUCAGAUUUACUGCUGGAACGUAAUCGUGAGAAGAGCCUCGUUGACCUGUUGAUUCCAUCUUUGGUCCUGCUGAUUAAUCUGUUGCAGAAAUUAGAGGAAGCCAAGGAGCAACACAGGAAUACAAAGCUAAUGAACGCUCUUCUACAAUUACAUCGAGAAGUGAGCCCCAAAUUAGCAGCGUGUGCUGCAGACUUAUGCUAUCCUUGUCCCAAUUCUGCACUUGGUUUUGAAGCUGUGUGCCAUCUCCUUGCAUCAGCUAUAGCAUGUUGGCCGGUGUAUGGUUGGACUCCUGGCCUUUUUCACUUCCUCCUCGACAAUCUUCAUACAACUUCUGUACUGGCACUGGGCCCGAAGGAAACCUGUAGUUUACUUUGUCUACUGAAUGAUUUGUUUCCAGAUGAAAGUAUCUGGCUGUGGGAGAAUGGAACGCCUAUGUUGACUGCUCUCAGAUCAUUGUCUGUGGGGACAUUGUUGGGAUCUCAGAAAGAGAAACGUAUAAACUGGUAUUUACUUUCUGGACACCCCGAGAAGCUGGUUUGUCAAUUAUCACCACAGCUUGUGAAGCUGGCAGAAGUUGUUGUGCAUUGUUCUAUCAGUACGUCAGUUGUCAUACAAGAUAUGCUGCGAGUCUUCAUAAUCCGUAUUGCAAACUUAAAUAUGGAUAAUGCUUCAGUACUGCUUCAACCUAUCAUAUUGUGGAUCUCUCAUCGCCUUUCAGAACCCUUGGCAUUGUCUGAUGUGGAUGCUUACAAGGGCUAUCGAUUGCUGAGUUUUCUUGGUAGCUUAUUGGAACAUCCCAAUGGAAAGUCAUUAUUGUUGAAGGACGGUGGUAUUCAGAUGCUCAUGAAAGUGCUUGAAAGGUGUAUUAGUGCAGCUAAAUCAGAUGUAAAGCAGUUCCCAGAAAACAGAAAUGUAGCUAAAGAUGAAUUUUCUUUACUUAGUUGGUGUGUACCUGUAUUUAAGUCUAUCUCUUUAAUUAGUGAUUCUCGAGCUUCUGUGCAAUAUGCUGGAGCUAAUGGAAGGUGUAUUCGCAAGAGUUUGACAGCUGAAGAAUACAUCAAACUUCUGUCCUAUCUCCUUAAAUUUUCCAUGGUAUGUUUCUGAUUUAUUAUAUGCAUC